UCAUGAGCGUUUGCCAUUUUGUUGACGAGACUACACAGAUGAAGGAGUGACACUUUAAAAGUAUUAAUUGUAAUUUCCAUUUUAAAUCCCCACGUUACGUGGAUAGAGCAGGAAUAAUCACGGCGAUACUGUUUACUCAUUUAUUUGAUUUUGCAUAAAAGGUAAUGGAAGCGAGAAAAUAACUUCAUUUCAAAAGUAUCUACAUGUUUGGUGAUCAUUAUUUCUAAAAACCACUAACAUAAUGUAUGCAGGUCUUCGUUUGUUUGUUUGUGUUGUCUUCGUGACAUUUGUAUGUGGAUAUGGCAUUACAAAUCCACAAAGAAAUCAGCUCCAAACGAACGUUAGACAGCGCUGGGACCUACCAUCAAAAUAUAUUCCAAAUCCAUGGACGGACUUAGGACGGAUGGUGACCCUACCUGAUACGCUAUCACCAACACAUUUAGCGAGCUGGCUUAAGUCCAGAUCAGGCCCUGUGGUCAAUGGUCACUUCGACGAUAUCCUGGAGUUGUCGAUGGGCAGUGAGGCGAUUGAUAUCGACGAGGGAAUUAUUCCUGAUGUAACUGACCAUGAAUUCGACAACUUUGGUGUUAAACAAUUAAGUCUUGACCACUCGAGUGACCGUCGUACAAACUCCAACACGGAACGUGACAGCUUGGACACAUCAGCAAAUGUCUUCCAUCAUGACUGGCCUGACUAUGAAGACGAAUCAGACUACUCAGUUCGUCCAGCCCGUUGGAAGCGUGGAUAUAAUGAAAUUAGUCCUCAGUAUGACGGCACUAUGCGUUUCCGGUCUUGGACAAGAGACGCAGAAUUUCGAUUAAACCGAUUCCACUCUCCCAGGCGACGCUUCCGGCGGCCAACAGUAUCAGUCACAGUUGACGGAACAACCUUUGACCCGGAUGUACUUUUUACACAAAACAUCACACCGGAACCGGAAAUGUCUGUAUUCAGAGCUCUGAUGUCAGCAGCUCUAACAUUUAGACGGCAUCGCGCAGGCGCAGAAAAUCCAUUCAAUGUCAUGUUGGACUGGGAUUAUGAGAACGACUGCGAAGCAAUUGUCGAUAUUUUUGGGAUGUCGAACUCUAACGGUCAUUUGUGGACGAUUCACGUUCGUAGACGUCGUGGUCAGGUUGUGUACCGAGGCGUCUGCUUUCCGCCAGAACGGGUUUUAGUUCGACCGGGAACACGAGUUACUAUCCAGUACAGCUAGCUGAUCAAUGGACUUGCUGACGUCAUAUCGUUAUAUCUUUUACAUCUCAUCAUUGGUUCCAUGUUUAAGUUUGUAUGUAAACUAUACGAUUAAGCUUUUUUUUGUAUCUAUUGGACUUAUUCUUUUUCAUUGUAUGGUGUUUUCACAAAAAAUGGAAUAUAAAAGGAAGUUAAAAAAACAACAUUUUUUUAACAAACAA
Messenger RNA from Pecten maximus, 1409 nucleotides. RefSeq lists its product as uncharacterized. The coding region runs from base 242 to 1210 and encodes 322 amino acids. Lineage: Eukaryota; Metazoa; Mollusca; Bivalvia; Pectinida; Pectinidae. The record is from RefSeq and is a predicted model, not a curated record. The transcript has 4 exons.